Onychostoma macrolepis is the source of this 2960-nucleotide messenger RNA. RefSeq names its product taxilin beta a (gene txlnba). Gene Ontology annotation, molecular function: syntaxin binding. Lineage: Eukaryota; Metazoa; Chordata; Actinopteri; Cypriniformes; Cyprinidae. The record is from RefSeq and is a predicted model, not a curated record.
AUGAUGGAGGGCAGUGACCAGAUCUCUGAGAACGCCAAUGAACAAGUCAGGCCAGAGGAGCAGCCAGUGGACCCCAUGGAGGACUUCAGCAGGCAGCUAGAGGAUAUAAUCAACACGUAUGGAGCAGCAUCCAGCCUGAUGCAGGAGCAGAUCUCCAUCCUGGAGUCUGAGGAGAGAAAGGAAGAGGAGGAGAAAAGGGAAGAGGAGGAGAAAAAGGAAGAGGAGGCAAAGGCUGAUAAAGAGGCCAACCCACAAGAAGCUGGUGCCAGUACUGAGAAGGAGCAGAUAGCUGAUAAGAAACUCCUCAAGGGCCUGGGUAAAGAGGCCGCAUCCUUAUUGCAAAGCCUGAACAAGCUCGGCUCACCAGAAGAGAAAGUGGAAAUGGUGUUGAAGAAAUACACUGAGCUGGUGGAGGAACACAGGACUGAGAAGAAACAGCUGGAGCAGCUUCAGCAAAGACAGAGUCUUCUGGUCAAGCAGAGAGAUCAGCUUCAGUUCGAGCACAGUCGUGCCAUCCUGGCCCGCAGCAAGCUGGAGAUGCUCUGCAGGGAGCUUCAGAGACAUAACAGGACACUGAAGGACGAGACUCUGCAGAGGCUGCGGGAGGAUGAAAUGAAGCGGAAGGAGAUCUCCGCUCAUUUCCAGAGCACGCUAGUGGACAUUCAGAAUCAGAUCGAGCAGCACAGUAACCGCAACAACAAGCUGUGCCAAGAGAACAGUGAGCUGGCCAGCAAACUCAAGACCAUCAUCGAGCAGUAUGAGCGGAGAGAAGUGAGUUUAGAGAAGAUAUUCAAACACAGAGAUCUACAGCAGAAACUGUCUGAUGCCAAGCUGGAAGAAGCCAACAUGCUCCUCAGUCAAGCUGAGGAGAAGCACAAAAGAGAGAAGGAAUAUUUGCUUAAAGAGGCUAUUGACAAAACAAAGAAAUGCUACGCAAUGAAGGAGCAGGAGUUACAGAUGAAGAAACAGCUUGUGUUGUACUCCCAGAAGUUUGAUGAGUUCCAGAACACAUUAUCAAAAAGCAAUGAAAUCUACAUCACUUUCAAACAGGAGAUGGAUAAGAUGACAAAGAAGAUGAAAAAACUGGAAAAGGAGUCAAGUAUAUGGAAGACACGGUUUGAAAGCUGCAAUAAAGCUCUUGUUGAUAUGAUUGAGCAGAGAUCAGAAAAGGCCAAAGAGUUUGAACUCUUCACUUUAAAAGUCGACCGUCUGGAGACUCUGUGCCGAGCACUGCAGGAUGAAAGAAAAAGUCUAUAUGACAAGAUUAAAGAAAUACGGUCCUCAGAAAAGGUGACUCUAGCACCUGUGGUGGACUUGCCCCCGGUAGGUGAGCUUCCAGAGCUUGUCCAACUUCCUGAGCUGGCUACCAACCCAAUGUUGACCGCAGAGAUGAAGAGGCUGCGAGAGGAGCAGAUCCGUCUGCAGGAGUUUGCAGCUUCCUUGGUAAGUUCCAUAACAGAUGAUGCUGGAGAAUCUGAUAGUGAAGAAGAGAAGAUGGCAGAAAAGAUUCCAGCAAUUCCUGAGGCUCCCAAACUUGAAUCCAACAAACCAGCGGAUAAACCAGAAUCAACACAAGAGGAACCCUCUACCACAGAAGAAAACAAACCAGAAGCUGCUAGAGUAAACGAAGAGAAGCCAUUAGUACCCACCUCCGCCAGACCUGAGACAGAAUCCAAACUUCCUCAAGAGCCAGAGAUCACUGAACAACAGACAGGGAAACAAGAGACUGCCAAAGAGGAAGCAAGCCAGAAAGAGGUGACAAAAGCAGAAGAGACGAUUGAACAGGAAUUCACUCAGCAAAAGCCUGUCAUGAAAGAAGACAGCAAAGAUGAAGCUGUUAAACCUGAGCUACCUGAACCAGAGCCACCCAAAGAAGAGCCCCUCAAAGAAGAGCAGCCGAAGCCUGUCUUGAAAGAAGACUGCAAAGAUGAAGCUGUUAAACCUGAGCUACCUGAACCAGAGCCACCCAAACAAGAGCCCCUCAAAGAAGAGCAGCCGAAGCCUGUCUUGAAAGAAGAUUGCAAAGAUGAAGCUGUUAAACUUGAGCUACCUGAACCAGAGCCACCCAAACAAGAGCCCCUCAAAGAAGAGCAGCCGAAUCCUGUCUUGAAAGAAGAUUGCAAAGAUGAAGCUGUUAAACUUGAGCUACCUGAACCAGAGCCACCCAAACAAGAGCCCCUCAAAGAAGAGCAGCCGAAGCCUGUCUUGAAAGAAGAUUGCAAAGAUGAAGCUGUUAAACCUGAGCUACCUGAACCAGAGCCACCCAAACAAGAGCCCCUCAAAGAAGAGCAGCCGAAGCCUGUCUUGAAAGAAGAUUGCAAAGAUGAAGCUGUUAAACCUGAGCUACCUGAGCGAGAGCCACCCAAACAAGAGCCCCUCAAAGAAGAGCAGCCGAAGCCUGUCUUGAAAGAAGAUUGCAAAGAUGAAGCUGUUAAACUUGAGCUACCUGAACCAGAGCCACCCAAACAAGAGCCCCUCAAAGAGGAACACGUUGAGAAAGCCGCAGCUGCCUCUGAGGAAACCAAAGCACCGGCGACAAAACCUAAAGCCCCAAAAUCCCAAGAGGCAAAAGCAAAGGCCAGCAAAGCCCAGCCUAAAAAACAAGCUUCAGCCAAGAAGAAAGGUUCUGCAAAGGGCCCAAAUAAAAGCUAAGCCGAAAUGCAUUACCAAAGGAGUUUUUUCUUUUUAUCAUUUUUAGAUCAUUUUUUUUGUGUACUUAGACAAGUCUUGCUGCUGUUGAUGAGUUAGUAUGUCUGAGAAGUGACAUAGGCUUACUGUUCUCGGUCGCCGUUGGUCUGCGUCUGUCUGUGCAGUGUGAAUUGGCUUUAUAAGUUAAUACAGACGAUGACAAACUGGUUGUAGGACACGUUCCUUUAUGAAAGUUUACUAUAAGGACAAAUAUCUAGCUUACUGAAUGUAAUAAGGACUUUUUCCCACUUGUAAUACUUUCUCAGUACCUU